Messenger RNA from Guillardia theta CCMP2712, 1239 nucleotides. RefSeq lists its product as hypothetical. The transcript has 8 exons. Bases 1 to 1239 code for a protein of 412 amino acids. The record is from RefSeq and is a predicted model, not a curated record. NCBI's taxonomy places the organism in Eukaryota, Cryptophyceae, Pyrenomonadales, Geminigeraceae.
AUGAUGAACGAGAGCAUGAGAAGGAUAGUACAACUGCAGCUUGUACUGUGCUGUGCUCUGAUAACCAAUCUCCCGUCGACGGCUCGAGCUGUCUCAUCUCUGUCGCAGCCAUGGCACUCAGACGCUAAGCUGCUGCCUGCAGCCUCGUCUACCCUGGCAAGAUCAGCGGCAUCAAGGUCCGGGCCCGCUGGGCGAGCUCCAGCCCUCGGUAAACCUUUGUUGGGCCUCGGAGGUGGAGGAUGGAACGGGCGACUGUUCCUUCGAGGAGGCUCACAGGGUCUCCCUGAUGAGAUACCUCAAGCACCGGAGAGGUACCCUCCUCCACGAGGUCAGGCGGAGGCGCCGGGAGAAGAACCAGACUACCUGGACCGCGACGUUACCAUGCAGAACAAAGACAUCAACUUGAACACUAGGGUCGAGGCACCAGCGUACCAGGGCGAAGACAGAAACCUGCCUCCUCCUGCUGGGGGGGUGCGAAGCUCGCGCAUGCAGAUUUAUCCUAGGCGGGAAAGAGCGAUCUCCGGUGACCUUGUGUUGAUGGUUGUGUUGUGGUGUUUGCUGAAACGAUGCAUGAAGAAUUGUUGUCUUGCGGACUCUUCAAAGAGGUUCACGGACAGUGAAUGCUGCCAGGGCGACAUUGAUGACGAGUGCUUGUGCCGACUGAAAGAAGGAAACCCCUACACUGUCGUCGGAGUGAUUGAGAAAUUCCUGCGGAUUGCGCCUGAACAAGUGCGAGGCAAUCCCUCGGCGUACCUGAUGCGAAUGAUGCGGAAUCGGGAGGUGAGGAGGGCGGAGAGAUUUGCUCGUCGGGGUACAGAAGGACACUGGAACGGAAGGCCGAGGUCUAUGUAUGCCCCCCAAGAGCCUCCCCCCCCGUACGCCAACGGGCCGCACCCGGCGAUCCGGAAGGAGCCCCGACCUUAUCCUCCCUACCACUCGCACAGGCAGAGAGGGAAAGGUGGCCAGAGCCGUCUCGAUACGGACGUUCCUCAAAUUUCGACGCUCCCGGAUGCCGGCCCGCCGAUGCGCCCCUACCCGUACCGCCCGUAUGAAGGAGCUGCGGAGGAGAGGAUGGAGGACGGGAGUCGCUUCCCCGGGCCAGCGGCGGGAAGGUCGCGAGGAGCCCCAAGGAGCUAUCGGGUUGUCGGGCAGGGGGAGGAGGAGACGUGGACUAAUAACUUCCCUCUUGUCAGGAGUGGGUGUCCCCCCGGAACCCUCGGAUGUGACAGGAGAGGAUGA